This is a messenger RNA of Gymnogyps californianus (California condor), 1065 nucleotides long. It is a transcript of the gene WNT11, whose product is annotated as Wnt family member 11. Gene Ontology annotation, molecular function: frizzled binding; cytokine activity. The record is from RefSeq and is a predicted model, not a curated record. The coding region runs from base 1 to 1065 and encodes 354 amino acids. Lineage: Eukaryota; Metazoa; Chordata; Aves; Accipitriformes; Cathartidae. Gene Ontology annotation, cellular component: extracellular region. The transcript is spliced from 5 exons. Gene Ontology annotation, biological process: multicellular organism development; neuron differentiation; canonical Wnt signaling pathway.
AUGAAGCCGAGUCUGCGAUUUUUCUUAGCUGGUUUUCUGUCUUUGAUACUGCAGACGGGGCUUUGCUAUGGGAUAAAAUGGAUAGCUCUGUCCAAGACUCCUUCAGCUUUGGCCCUGAAUCAAACCCAGCACUGCAAGCAGCUCGAAGGCUUGGUGGUUUCCCAGGUACAGCUGUGCCGCAGCAACCUGGAGCUGAUGCAGACCAUCAUCCAGGCGGCACGGGAAGUGAUAAAGACCUGCCGUAAAACUUUCUCAGACAUGCGGUGGAACUGCUCUUCCAUUGAGCUGGCUCCUAACUACCUGCUGGACUUAGAGAGAGGCACAAGAGAGUCAGCAUUUGUGUAUGCCCUUUCUGCUGCUGCCAUCAGCCACACCAUUGCCAGAGCCUGCACCACCGGGGACCUCCCUGGCUGUUCCUGUGGUCCCAUCCCAGGUGAGACACCUGGACCUGGGUAUCGAUGGGGAGGAUGUGCAGACAACCUCAACUAUGGUCUUAUCAUGGGGUCCAAAUUUUCAGAUGCUCCCAUGAAGAUGAAAAAAUCAGGAUCACAAGCCAAUAAACUGAUGCAUCUGCACAACAGUGAAGUAGGGAGACAGGUCUUGAAAGCCUCUCUUGAAAUGAAAUGUAAGUGCCAUGGAGUUUCUGGGUCAUGCUCUAUCAAGACCUGUUGGAAAGGCCUUCAAGAGCUGCGAGACAUUGCAUUGGACCUCAAAAACAAGUAUUUAUCGGCCACCAAGGUUGUUCACCGGCCCAUGGGCACACGCAAAUACCUCGUGCCAAAGGAUAUUGAUAUCAGGCCGGUUAAAGAGACAGAGCUGAUUUACCUGCAGAGCUCGCCCGAUUUCUGCAUGAAGAACGAAAAAGUGGGGUCGCACGGGACCCAGGACAGGCAAUGCAACAAGACCUCCAACGGGAGCGACAGCUGCGACUUGAUGUGCUGCGGCCGAGGCUACAACCCCUACAUGGACAAAGUGGUGGAGCGAUGCCACUGCAAGUACCACUGGUGCUGCUACGUGACCUGUAAAAAGUGUGAGAGGACUGUCGAGAGAUAUGUGUGCAAAUGA